Molecule: messenger RNA, 1196 nt
Organism: Papilio xuthus (Asian swallowtail)
Lineage: Eukaryota; Metazoa; Arthropoda; Insecta; Lepidoptera; Papilionidae
Gene: cce-7
Product: carboxyl/cholinesterase 7
Exons: 8
Coding region: 13-1122 (369 amino acids)
Source: RefSeq, a predicted model, not a curated record
AAGAGUAACAUCAUGAUGUUUGGUGGUAACCCUGAUAGUGUCACGUUGACGGGAUGCUCCGCGGGCGGCGCUAGUGUGCACUAUCAUUAUCUAUCACCUAUGUCUAGAGACACAUUCCACAGGGGUAUAGCGUUCAGUGGAGCCGCGUUCGCGUCAUGGACGCAUUCAGUGAAGCCUGCACAGAAGGCGCGGAGUCUCGCCGCGGUUGUUGGCUGCCCCACAACAAACACCAAAGAGAUGGCAGACUGUCUUCGUUAUAGGCCCGCUGAAGUCGUUGUCAACGGACAAGUUGAAAUGUUUGAAUGGAAGGUGAACCUGUUCACACCGUUCACGCCGACACACGAGGCUCCAAGCGCAAAGUACCCGUUCCUAACACAGUACCCAUACCACGUGGCUAGAGCUGGUGGUGUGCAGAAGUCGCCUCUCAUUACCUCUGUCACGUCUGAGGAGGGACUGUACCCAGCUGCAGCUUAUCAAACCGACCCUACGAUCCUGAAGGAGCUAGAGUCCCGCUGGGAGCAGCUGGCCAGCAACAUCUUUGAAUACAAUGACACAUUGCCGCUCCAUCUCCGCAGUGCUGUCGCUGAGAAGAUCAAGCAGCAUUACUUCGCAGGGAAGCCGGUCGGACAGGACACAUUCGACAAAUUAGUACAGGCUUUAGGUGACCGUCUGUUCGUAGCUGACGUGGGCAGACUGGCGCAGACACACGCCAGUUCUGGACAACCCACGUACCUGUACCGGUAUUCCUAUCGAGGAAACUUGAGCUUAUCCAAUCUCAUGGCACAAAAUGAUAAGAACUAUGGUGUAAGCCACGCUGACGAUGUGAUGUCAGUCUUCAACUUCAUAGGCAGCUCGGAUUCCCCUGCUGACGUGCAGAUGAGGGAGAUACUUCUCGAUAUGAUCUACAGUUAUGCAUCAACAGGUGUACCAACUAUUCCCAACGUACCGCAAUGGCAGACAGUAGUCCCUGGAUCUCAAGAACUUAACUAUUUAGAGAUCGCCUCUCCAACUGAUGUCACCAUGAAGACGAGUUCCGAUUUCGGAAACCGCUCCUUCUGGGACAACCUGGGAUUUGUUGAGAACCAAAACUACAACAUAUAUAUAAAAGAUGAGCUUUACUAGAAUUCAUCAGAGGAACUACAAUCAGAGGAGGCAGAUUCGGACAUCGGUCAACUUUAUUAGAAAUAUCCGGAAGA